AUGACUGGCGGGGAAAGCGCAGCUGGGGGAAGCGCAGGGGGGAAAAGCGCAUCAGGAGAAAGCGCAGCGAAACCGAGCGUGCAGGCUCAAACAGCGAGUGCAAGGGACCCCGAGGCGCCGCCGUCCACUCUCGAGCCGCCCCCUGCUUCGCCGGGUUCUUCUGGUUCGGCAGCCAGCGUGCGGGGCUCCGAAUCGCCUCUUAGCUCGCUGCGCGUUAUGUUGGAAGUUGCGGAGCAAGAACUAGCAGCGGCUAGGGACCAGUCUCUAGCCGCCGAGGUUGAGGCGCAACGCGUUGCGGAACGAGCGAUUGAGCUGAAGGACGCGGCUGUUGCAGCGGAGAACGCGGUGGAUGAGGUGCUGCGUGACGUGGAAACUGAGCUGGCUGUCGAGGUGGCAGCGCAGAAGGCGCUGAACGCUGCUGAUGCGGCGUUCGUUGCGCAAGAGGAGGCGGCAACGGCGGCGGAAGCGGAAUUGCGCGCAGCACUGCUAGAGUUCGUUAAUAGAGAGGGCGAAGGGGGAAGGUCAGAGGAGGAAGGCGGGCUGGGGAGCGCGGAUCCGGGAACUGGCGCCCGGGGGAAGCCUUCUGCGGAAAAGGUAACUGCGGAAAGGGUAGCCGCUCUGAAGGCUGCGGUGAAAGAGGCGCAAGAGUUAUUGCAGGCGCGCAGGGAGGAGCUGCGCACGAGGCGGGAGGCGCUGACGCAGGUGCUGGCGCGCAAGGAGCGGCUGCUGCAGCUGGCGGCGGAGCGGGCGGAGCGCGCGGGGGAGGCGCGGAGGUUGGCGCAGGAGGCGGAGGAGCGCGCGGGUGCGAGCAUGGCGGCGGCGGAAGAGGCGGUGGCGGGGGAGGUGGAGGCGAAUAGGCGCGUGUCGGAUGCGAGCAAGGCAAUCAGCAGGGCGGAGAAGCUGAGCAACGAUAUCGCCAAGGCAAGGGAGAAGGCGGCGCUGCUGACGGUGGAGAAGGAGGCGCUGCUGGCCAAUGAGGUGGCUCGGGCGUCUGCUGCGCUGGCGUCUACAGUGAAAGAGGGGAAGGCGGCAGCAAAGGAGAUGCUGCCACCUGGUGGGGUGGCAGCAGGUGGGGCAGGCGCGGAAAUGGGCGGCACUGCCACAGCAGGCGCAGCUGAGGCGGAUGUGGGGGCGGAUGGGGGCAGGGGAAAGGGUGAGGAGCGCGAGGAGGAGGCAGCCAAGGGAGAGAGUGCGGUUGGAGCGGAAAAGAGAGCGGUGCAAAGCGGUGGUGGGGAGUUGGGGAAGGAAGGGGGGCUUACAGAAGAGGCAGUGCCUGCUGCUGCGAGCAACGGUGGGGUGAAGAGUGCAGGUAGCAGCGCUGCUGCUGCUGCUGCUGCGCCUGUGGGGAAACUCCCUGGGGAGGAAAAUGGGGUGGCACGUGGCAGCCUGGGAUUGGACAAGGCAGCGGCGGUGGAGGCAGAUGAGGGAGAGGUGGAGCCAGCGCAGCUUGAUGCAGUCCCAGCAGCUGCAGCAGCCUCAGGAUCUGCAUCAACUCCCAAAUCUGGAUCAUCAGCAUCAGCAGGAGCAGGAGCAGCUUCUGGAAUGUCCAAGCCCAAAAAGUCCUCCCGCUGGGUCUCCGCAUCCUUCUUCUCUGCGCUAGAUGACACCUCCCCCGCCGCAGGUGCCACCUCCCCCUGGGCGUGGCUGCAGAGCGCCCUCCCCCGUGCGCUCGCCGCCUUCAGAAGGCACCUCCCCAAGGCCGUGGUGGCGUUUGUCGUUCUCCUGCUGGGGUGUGUGGCGCUGAACGCGCGCAUGGAGAACCGGGCGGCGCAGAGAGGACAGCACGUGCCGCCCGUGACGAUGGCGGUCAUGGAGGUGGAGCAGAAGGCGGUGCGGCCGCUAGUGGCGGAGGUGCAGCGGGUGGGGAUGAGGGUGAGGGAGAUGGUGGAGAAAAUGCCAAAACAUGAGCCGAACGAGGAGGAGGCGUCGCUGUAUGACGUGCUCUGGCUGCUGCUCGCCAGUGUCGUGUUCGUUCCAGCCUUUCAGAAGCUCCCGGGAGGCAGCCCCGUGCUGGGCUAUCUAGCAGCAGGCGCCCUCAUCGGCCCGUACGCGCUGUCAAUCAUCAAGCAUGUGCACGGCACCAAGGCACUCGCAGAGUUUGGAGUGGUCUUCCUCAUGUUCAACAUCGGCCUCGAGCUGUCUCUGGAGCGACUCAACUCCAUGCGCAAAUACGUCUUCGGUCUUGGCUCUGCUCAGGUGCUGGUGACAGCGGUGGUGGUGGGAGUGAGUGUGGCGGCGCUAGCAUCGGUGUCGGGCCCGGCUGCUCUCGUCAUUGGCAGCGGCCUCGCGCUCUCUUCUACUGCCGUCGUGCUCCAGGUGCUGCAAGAGAGAGGGGAGAGCACUUCUCGGCACGGCCGUGCAACCUUCUCAGUCCUUCUCUUCCAGGAUCUGGCGGUGGUGGUGUUGCUCAUCCUCAUCCCUCUCCUCGCUCCCUCCCCGACUUCUGCCGAUGGGUCCGUGGGUCUGGCAGCCAUUGCGAAGGCGCUGGGGCUGGCAGCAAUGAAGGCCGUGGUCGCCAUUGCAGGCAUCUUUGCGGGCGGCAGACUGUUGCUGCGGCCCAUAUACCGCAGCAUGGCGGAGAAUCACAACGCGGAGAUCUUUGCCGCCAACACGCUGCUCGUCGUGCUCGGGACCUCUGUGCUCACUGCCCAGGCUGGGCUAUCAAUGGCGUUGGGAGCCUUCCUAGCAGGGCUGCUGCUAGCAGAGACAGAGUUUGCUCUGCAGGUGGAGUCAGAUAUCAACCCCUACCGCGGCCUGCUGCUCGGCCUCUUCUUCAUGACUGUGGGAAUGUCCAUCGACCCCAAGCUCCUGAUCGCUCGCUUCCCCCUCAUUGUCGCGUCGAUAGCGGCGCUCAUUAUUGGCAAGACGGCGCUAAUCACGGCAAUGGGUCGCCUCUUCGGUCUCUCCACCAUUGCUGCUGUGCGCACCGGCUUGCUGCUGGCGCCUGGUGGGGAGUUCGCAUUUGUUGCCUUCGGAGAGGCCGUGCAAAAGGGCAUCAUGCCGGCACAGCUCUCCUCUCUCCUCUUCCUCAUAGUCGGCAUCAGCAUGGCCAUCACGCCCUGGCUCGCCGGCUUUGGUCAGCUGCUGGCGGCUCGCUUCGACCAGCAGGAUGUGAGGAGUCUGGAGCCGCAGGAGACAGAGACGGACGACCUGCAGGGGCACAUCAUCAUCUGCGGCUUCGGGCGUGUGGGGCAGAUCAUCGGACAGCUGCUCUCAGAGCGCCUCAUCCCCUUCGUUGCCCUCGACGUCCGCACUGAGAGAGUCAGUGCGGGUCAGGCCCUCGACCUGCCCGUGUAUUUCGGCGACGCGGGCAGCCGGGACGUGCUGCACAAGGUGGGGGCGGAGCGGGCGGCGGCGGCCGUCAUCACUCUCGACACGCCUGGGGCGAACUACCGUGCGGUGUGGGCGCUGACGCGCAACUUCCCACACAUCAAGACGUUUGUGCGCGCACAUGAUGUCGACCAUGGGAUCAAUUUGGAAAAGGCUGGUGCCACUGCGGUGGUGCCGGAGACACUAGAGCCCAGUCUGCAACUCGCGGCUGCCGUGCUUGCACAGGCCAAGCUCCCGCCAGCGGAGAUUGCUGCCACGCUGGACGACUUCAGAGUGCGACACCUGGCAGACCUGAACGAGCCAUCAGCUAUGCAGAUUGGACCAACCAUGGCGGCGACUUGCUCAACCGCAGGUGGGCGGACUCGGAGCGGCUCAUCUCGCCAGCCACCGUCUCCCAGCUCGCGCUCGCCUGGGAGGUGGAAACCCACCGGUGACGUGGGCGCAACGCCGGCUGUCGUCGGCAAUUUCGUCUACUUCUGCGACCACGCGGGGGGCUUGUACGCCGUGAAGCGCAGCUCGGGGGAGGUUGUGUGGAGGAAGCAGAUUGGAACGGAUUACGGCGUGCCCAACAACUAUCAAGGCCGAGCGCCCUACUGUCGGUCCACUCCAACCGUUGUAAAAGGCCCCGGAAACCCGUCCAACCUACUCAUUAUUGGGGUUUUCAAUCCCGCGUUCGUGCUGGCUGUUCGACGAUCCGACGGCGAGCUGGUGUGGAAGACGCUCGUCGACCCGCAUCCCUCGGCUCUGAUAACUGCUUCAGGCACCGUCUACCGCGGUGCUUACAUCAACGGAGUAUCGUCUGCCGAGGAGAUAUUCGCGGCGAAUCCUAAUUACCCCUGCUGCACGUUCAUCGGGAGUGUAGUUAAGCUCGACGUGGCGACUGGGCAGAAGAUAUGGCAGACGUACAGCCUUCCCGCGAAUGGCGGCAAUUCGAGUCUCUACGCCGGCGGUGCGAUCUGGGGCGGCUCUCCAUCCAUCGACGAAAAGCGACAGCUCGUUUUCGUCGCGACGGGUAACAACUAUCGCGUGCCUCCGAGCGUGUCGGAGUGCCAGCAGCAGCAGCUGGAGACGGAGGGCCGGCCGGUGUUCCCCGAUCCGUGCAUCGAAGAAGGGAACUACUUCGACUCAGUCCUUGCCCUCGAUAUUGCCUACAGUGGCUUCGACGGACAGAUCGUGUGGUCCACAGCAGCUGGGCCAGGAGGCUCCCUGGGCGGCUCAUCUUGGGGCAUUGCUUCCGACCUCCGCCGCGUUUACAUAAGCAACGAGAACAACGAGUUCACGAAUUUCACUCUGCUGCCGUCCGGCGCGACCACCACCCACAGCGCCUGGGCUGCUCUGAAUCCUGCGACGGGUGCGGUGCUUUGGUCGCGGGAGAACCCCAACUUCCCCUCGCUCGCCAUGCUGCCUUCCGUCGCGAACGGCGUCGUGUUCGGAACGACUUUGGACGCCGCUGGUCACGUGUACGCGUUUGACGCUGCCUCGGGUAACGUUCUGUGGUCCUUCUCUCCUGGUACCUCUGUGCACGGCGGCGUGUCGAUUGACCGUGGCUGUAUUUUCUUCGGCCGCGGCUACCUUUCCGCCUUCAUUCCCUAUGCUACUGGAGGCGGGCCUCAGCGCGUCUACGCUUUCUGCGUCCCAGGUCUAGCUCGUAAUCCGCCACCCGUUGUGCCGCCUGGUGGUGGGGAGGGAAUGAAGGUAGUGCAGUCCGGGUCCACAUACCCCGGCGGACCAAGGCGCGCGCGCGGACCAAGGCGCGCGCGCGGACCAAGGCACGCCCGCCCGGACCAAGGCGCGCCCGCCCGGACCAAGGCGCGCCCGCCCGGACCAAGGCGCGCGCGCCCGGACCAAGGCGCGCGCGCCCGGACCAAGGCGCGCGCGCCCGGACCAAGGCGCGCGCGCCCGGACCAAGGCGCGCGCGCCCGGACCAAGGCGCGCGCGCCCGGACCAAGGCGCGCGCGCCCGGACCAAGGCGCGCGCGACCGGACCAAGGCGCGCGCGCCCGGACCAAGGCGCGCGCGCCCGGACCAAGGCGCGCGCGCCCGGACCAAGGCUGCGCGCGCCCGGACCAAGGCGCGCGCGCCGGACCAAGGCGCGCGCGCCCGGACCAAGGCGCGCGCGCCGGACCAAGGCGCGCGCGCCGGACCAAGGCGCGCGCGCGCGGACCAAGGCGCGCGCGCGCGGACCAAGGCGCGCGCGCGCGGACCAAGGCUGCGCGCGCGCGGACCAAGGCGCGCGCGCGCGGACCAAGGCGCGCGCGCGCGGACCAAGGCGCGCGCGCCCGGACCAAGGCGCGCGCGCCCGGACCAAGGCGCGCGCGCCCGGACCAAGGCGCGCGCGACCGGACCAAGGCGCGCGCCCCCGGACGAAGGCGCGCGCGCCCGGACCAAGGCGCGCGCGCCCGGACCAAAAAGCGCUCGACCCGGACCAAAAGGCGUGCGCCCGGACCAAGGCGCGCGCGCCCGGACCAAGGCGCGCGCGCGCGGACCAAGGCGCGCGCGCGCGGACCAAGGCGCGCGCGCGCGGACCAAGGCGCGCGCGCGCGGACCAAGGCGCGCGCGCGCGGACCAAGGCUGCGCGCGCGCGGACCAAGGCGCGCGCGCGCGGACCAAGGCGCGCGCGCGCGGACCAAGGCGCGCGCGCGCGGACCAAGGCGCGCGCGCGCGGACCAAGGCGCGCGCGCGCGGACCAAGGCGCGCGCGCGCGGACCAAGGCGCGCGCGCGCGGACCAAGGCGCGCGCGCGCGGACCAAGGCGCGCGCGCCCGGACCAAGGCGCGCGCGCCCGGACCAAGGCGCGCGCCCCCGGACCAAGGCGCGCGCGCCCGGACCAAGGCGCGGGCGCCCGGACCAAGGCGCGGGCGCCCGGACCAAGGCGCGCGCGCCCGGACCAAGGCGCGCGCCGCCCGGACCAAGGCGCGCGCGACCGGACCAAGGCGCGCGCGCCCGGACCAAGGCGCGCGCGCCCGGACCAAGGCGCGCGCGCCCGGACCAAGGCGCGCGCCCGGACCAAGGCGCGCGCGCGCGGACCAAGGCGCGCGCGCGCGCGCGGACCAAGGCGCGCGCGCGCGGACCAAGGCGCGCGCCCCCGGCGAAGGCGCGCGCCCCCGGCGAAGGCGCGCGCGCCCGGACCAAGGCGCGCGCGCCCGGACCAAGGCGCGCGCGCCCGGACCAAGGCGCGAGCGCCCAGACCAAGGCGCGCGCGCGCGGACCAAAAACGCGCGACCGGACCAAAAGCGCGCGACCGGACCAAGGCGCGCGCGCCCGGACCAAGGCGCGCGCGCCCGCACCAAGGCGCGCGCGCCCGGACCAAGGCGCGCGCCCCCGGACCAAGGCGCGCGCGCCCGGACCAAGGCGCGCGCGCCCGGACCAAGGCGCGCGCCCCCGGACCAAGGCGCGCGCGCCCGGACCAAGGCGCGGGCGCCCGGACCAAGUCGCGGGUGCCCGGACCAAGGCGCGCGCGCCCGGACCAAGGCGCGCGUGCGCGGACCAAGGCGCGCGCGCGCAGACCAAGGCGCGCGCGCCCGGACCAAGGCGCGCGCGCCCGGACCAAGGCGCGCGCGCGCGGACCAAAAAGCGCUCGACCGGACCAAAAAGCGCGCGCCCGGACCAAGGCGCGCGCGCGCGGACCAAGGCGCCCGCGCCCUGACCAAGGCGCGCGCGCCCUGACCAAGGCGCGCGCGCCCGGACCAAGGCGCGCGCGCCCGGACCAAGGCGCGCGCGCCCGGACCAGCGCGCGCGCGCCCGGACCAAGGCGCGCGCGCCCGGACCAAGGCGCGCGCGCCCGGACCAAGGCGCGCGUGCGGACCAAGGCGCGCGCGCGCGGACCAAGGCGCGCGCGCGCGGACCAAGGCGCGCGCGCGCGGACCAAGGCGCGCGCGCGCGGACCAAGGCGCGCGCGCCCGGACCAACGCGCGCGCGCCCGGAUCAAGGCGCGCGCGCCCGGACCAAGGCGCGCGCCCGGACCAAGGCGCGCGCCCGGACCAAGGCGCGCGCCCCCGGACCAAGGCGCGCGCGCCCGGACCAAGGCGCGGGCGCCCGAACCAAGGCGCGCGCGUCCAGACCAAGGCGCGCGCGCCCGGACCAAGGCGCGCGCGCGCGGACCAAGGCGCGCGCGCGGACCAAGGCGCGCGCGCCCGGACCAAGGCGCGCGCGCGCGGACCAAGGCACGCGCGCCCGGACCAAGGCGCGCGCGCGCGCGGACCAAGGCGCGCGCGCGCGGACCAAGGCGCGCGCGCGCGGACCAAGGCGCGCGCGCCCGGACCAAGGCGCGCGCGCCCGGACCAAGGCGCGCGCGCCCGGACCAAGGCGCGGCGCCCGGACCAAGGCGCGGGCGCCCGGACCAAGGCGCGGGCGCCCGGACCAAGGCGCGGGCGCGCCCGGACCAAGGCGCGCGCUCGCCCGUACCAAGGCGCGCGCGCGCCCGGACCAAGGCGCGCGCGCCCCUGGACCAAGGCGCGCGCGCCCGGACCAAGGCGCCCGCGCCCCUGGACCAAGGCGCGCGCCCCUGGACCAAGGCGCGCGCGCCCGGACCAAGGCGCGCGCGCCCGGACCACGGCGCGCGCGCGCGGACCAAGGCGCGCGCGCCCGGACCAAGGCGCGCGUGCGCCCGGACCAAGGCGCGCGCGCCCGGACCAAGGCGCGCGCGCCCGGACCAAGGCGCGCGCGCCCGGACCAAGGCGCGGGCGGCCGGACCAAGGCGCGCGCGCCCGGACCUAGGCGCGCGUGCCCGGACCAAGGCGUGCGCGCCCGGACCAAGGCGCGCGCGCGCGGACCAAGGCGCGCGCGCGCGGACCAAGGCGCGCGCGCGCGGACCAAGGCGCGCGCGCGCGGACCAAGGCGCGCGCGCCCGGACCAAGGCGCGCGUGCCCCCGGACCAAGGCGCGCGCGCCCCCGGACCAAGGCGCGCGCGCGCCCGGACCAAGGCGCGCGCGCGCCCGGACCAAGGCGCGCGCGCGCCCGGACCAAGGCGCGCGCGCGCCCGGACCAAGGCGCGCGCGCCCGGACCAAGGCGCGCGCGCCCGGACCAAGGCGCGCGCGCGCGCUCGGACCAAAACGCGCGCGCGGACCAAGGCGCUCGCGCCCGGACCAAGGCGCGCGCGCCCGGACCAAGGCGCGCGCGCCCGGACCAAGGCGCGCGCGCGCCCGGACCAAGGUGCGCGCGCCCCUGGACCAAGGCGCGCGCGCCCCUGGACCAAGGCGCGCGCGCCCGGACCAAGGCGCGCGCGCCCGGACCAAGGCGCGCGCGCCCCGACCAAGGCGCGCGCGCCCCGACCAAGGCGCGCGCGCCCGGACCAAGGCGCGCGGGCCCGGACCAAGGCGCGCGCGCCCCUGGACCAAGGCGCGCGCGCCCGGAUCAAGGCGCGCGCGCCCGGACCAAGGCGCGCGCGCCCGGACCAAGGCGCCCGCGCCUGGACCAAGGCGAGGCGCGCGCGUGGACCAAGGCGCGCGCGUGGACCAAGGCGCGCGCGUGGACCAAGGCGCGCGCGUGGACCAAGGCGCGCGCGUGGACCAAGGCGCGCGCGUGGACCAAGGCGCGCGCGUGGACCAAGGCGCGCGCGUGGACCAAGGCGCGCGCGUGGACCAAGGCGCGCGCGUGGACCAAGGCGCGCGCGUGGACCAAGGCGCGCGCGUGGACCAAGGCGCGCGCGUGGACCAAGGCGCGCCCGUGGACCAAGGCGCGCCCGUGGACCAAGGCGCGCGCGGACCAAGGCGCUGCGCGCGCGUGGACCAAGGCGCGCGCGUGGACCAAGGCGCGCGCGUGGACCAAGGCGCGUGCUUGGACCCUCAUUAAUCAUACCCCUGUUUUACCUGCUUGA
This is a messenger RNA of Closterium sp. Naga37s-1, 9144 nucleotides long. NCBI's taxonomy places the organism in Eukaryota, Viridiplantae, Streptophyta, Zygnematophyceae, Desmidiales, Closteriaceae. The record is from the annotation of a GenBank genome assembly.